AUACAUAGAUACACUUCUUAUCGAACCAUCCGAAGAGGAUCCGAUAACCCGCAAUGACUCCGGAUCCGUUUAUUGAGACCCGAAUCCAACACCAGCGGACCAUCGGCGGGGUGCUUUUCCCGGCGGUCCUCUCGCCGAGGCCCGGCAGUGAGCUAGACCUGGUCCGGUUCACGGAGGCCGUGAAGGCAAGGAAACCCCAGUUGGAAUCGCUGCUUGGAUCGAGCGGUGCGGUUCUCUUCCGUGGGUUCCCGGUGUUGGGGGCGCUGGAGUUCAACCGGGCCGUUGAGGCUUUUGGGUAUGAGGAGCUGCCCUACGUUGGCGGAGCUGCGCCGCGGACCAACGUUGUUGGCCGGGUUUUCACUGCCAAUGAAUCGCCGCCGGAUCAGAAAAUUCCAUUCCAUCAUGAGAUGGCGCAGGUUCCUGAGUUUCCAUCCAAAUUGUUUUUCUUCUGUGAGGAGGAGCCUAAAUGCGGUGGGGAGACCCCAAUUGUGCUCAGUCAUUAUGUUUAUGAAAGGAUGAAAGACAAGUUUCCUGAAUUUGUAGAUAGGCUGGAAAAGCAUGGAUUGAUUUAUGUAAGAAUAUUGGGGGAGGGAGAUGAUCCUUCUUCACCCAUUGGUCGUGGAUGGCAAUCGACAUUCUUAACCAAAGACAAGAGUGUUGCUGAGGAAAGGGCUGCCAAACUGGGUAUGAAAUUGGAAUGGAUGGAGGAUUGUGUAAAAACAGUAAUGGGUCCCAUACCAGCAAUUAAAUUUGAUCAGACAAGGGGGCGGAAAAUAUGGUUCAAUAGCAUGGUUGCUGCUUAUACUGGAUGGGAGGAUGCUCGAAAUGAUCCUCAUAAGGCAGUUACUUUUGGAGAUGGUGCACCCUUGCCCUCUGAUAUCAUAGAAGAAUGCUUGAAGAUUCUGGAAGAGGAGUGUGUUGCGAUACCUUGGAAGCAGGGUGACAUUCUUCUAUUGGACAACUGGGCUGUCCUACACUCACGCCGAUCAUUUGAACCUCCUCGACGGAUCCUUGCUUCACUUUGUAAAUAGCAGAGUGCACAUUUUAAUUGCUCACCUACUAUUUCCAUAAUAUGUAUAUGGAUAUGUUUGUUUUAGAUUUUCCUGAAAUAUGAAAAAAAAAAUUACAAUUAAA
Dioscorea cayenensis subsp. rotundata (Guinea yam) is the source of this 1134-nucleotide messenger RNA. RefSeq names its product clavaminate synthase-like protein At3g21360. The record is from RefSeq and is a predicted model, not a curated record. The transcript is spliced from 3 exons. Gene Ontology annotation, molecular function: oxidoreductase activity. Lineage: Eukaryota; Viridiplantae; Streptophyta; Magnoliopsida; Dioscoreales; Dioscoreaceae. The coding region runs from base 54 to 1031 and encodes 325 amino acids.